Messenger RNA from Schistosoma haematobium, 1630 nucleotides. Its product is annotated as Histamine H1 receptor. Gene Ontology annotation, cellular component: membrane. The transcript has a single exon. The record is from RefSeq and is a predicted model, not a curated record. The coding region runs from base 81 to 1154 and encodes 357 amino acids. Lineage: Eukaryota; Metazoa; Platyhelminthes; Trematoda; Strigeidida; Schistosomatidae. Gene Ontology annotation, biological process: adenylate cyclase-activating adrenergic receptor signaling pathway. Gene Ontology annotation, molecular function: G protein-coupled receptor activity.
AUGGAUUUCAAAUUGUGUAAACUGUGUGUAAUGUGUUUGGGGAAUUUUUCAGUUAACAAUGGAAUAAGGCCUUCUGUUGAAUGGAAUCCAGCAGUCAGAAUAGCAACAACAUUCUUCACAGUCGUUUUGGCAGGAGUAAUAUUUUUCGGAAAUCUGUUGGUGAUAGUCGCAUUUGCAAUGACAAAAAUCUCCGGCUUGAAAUCGAUAUGUACAUUGUCUCUCUUGCAGUAGCUGAUUUUCUACUGUCAUUCCUGAUGCUUCCACUGGCAAUUGUUCGUCAACAUGUCGGGUAUUGGCCAUUUCAGUCCAAUAUACUGUGUCAGUACUUCAUGUCUGGCAAUCUUCUGUUUUGUUUAGCUUCAGUACUCAGUCUGUGUUGCAUUUCUAUCGAUAGAUACAUAGCAGUCACUCGACCAUUACAGUACAACAGAACUCGUGGCUGCCACCGACCGUUCAGCAUGUUGUUGGGUACAUGGUUGUUGGCAUUCACAUCCGUCGCGUUACCAUAUAUUUUUAGUUAUCAACACCAUUUCAGUGAGGGGGUGUGUUACUUGAACUAUAAUACUAGUUUCAGAUUAUAUGUAGCUGUUUUCCUUUGGUUUAUACCAAUUCUGAUAAUUGUAUGUGUUUAUUCGAAGAUAUAUUCUGCCAUAAGACGUCAUUCACUACGAUGUCGACAAGUGUUCAAGGUCCCCACUAUCAAUGUACAUCAAGAUCAUUCACGGAACGUUCAGAGACAACCAUCAGACACGAUAAUGACCUCCUACAGUAAUUCAAGUAGGAAACCUCUUGUUCUUGCUAGAUAUUCACUUGGCAACCUUGGCAUACCAAUGUUCACCAAAUCACUGAUAGUUCGUUUCAAAAUAUUCUGUCGAAUGUCAACCAAUGAUGAAGUAAAUGACAGUAUUGAUGGAUUACUCAAAUAUCCUGUUAAAAAUAAAUACUCUACACAAGUGUUUGUUCAUAUGCAUCCUCCAGUAGUAAACAAAACGAAACAGGAAAUCAAACAAAUGGACUACGAUUUAAAGACAUCCGAUCCCGUUGAACAAGACCAGGGUGAAAAACUGACAUUGCCGAAUCACAGGGAAAAUGAAGACAUCAAAGAAAAACCAUUCCCGAACAAAACUGCCAGAAUAGAGGUAGUAAUGUAUUGAAAUCUGAAUACCCAGACGAUAUCGAUAAUCCUAAUAGUUGUGGACUACAUUCCAUUUGUGAAAAUCCUCGACAGCUUGAAUCUCGAAAUCGUAAUCUCAGUGUAGUUGAUGCUAAGAAUAAAGAGUUUCAUCAAGCAAUCCUCGUCGAAAAUAAUAGAAGUAAGUUCUGUCUUCCUGAACACAUUCGAGAUCAGACUACAUUUAAGCGAGAACUGCAAACAGUAAAGGUCAUGACAAUAGUGGUCGGUUGUUUCCUCUUUUGUUUCUUACCAUUUCUCCUGGUACAUUUAGGAGAAAUUGUUUGCACGUGCAUGUUUCCAGAGACUCUACAUACAACACUUUCAUGGUUAUUAUACCUCAACAGUUGCUGCAACCCAUUUAUUUACGCUUUUCGUAACAAGCGCUACGCGAACGCAUUUCGACGACUUUUAAACUCAGAAAACUGUUAUAGUGAGAUGAAACUGGUAAAUUGUUAA